GGCGAAUUAAGGAGACGAAGGCAUAAUUCCAGGAAAGUCGUCUGCUGAUUUCAGAUAAUAACAAAACUAUGAUGUAUGGCCGAUUCGCCCGCCAAUUCAACAGGAACACGUUGUCUUGACACGACGGAACUAAUUGCUGUUGACCCCGUGGUCCUAUUGGUAAUAGCCGGCAUGCUGAGCUUCCUUGCCUUGCUUUCUCUCAUUGGCAACGUCAUCACCGUCCUCGUCAUCUACCGAGUGGCUGUGCUUCACAAGCCGGUGUUCGUGUUUACGGCCAACAUCGCCUGUGCCGACAUCCUGAUGACCCUGUUGAACGUUUUCUACACGAUCGCCUGCCUGGUCCUGCGACCGAGCACGUUCGUGUUUAGCCCCGUACUCUGCACGGUGCAGACACACGUGUCGUACAUUACGAGCACCACGGUGGUGUGCUUCCUCGCCGUGACCGCGGUGUACCGCAUGGCCCAGGUCUGCUGUCACUCGACGUUCGAGCGGAUCAACAGCGUCAAGUGGAUGGUCCUCAUGUCCGUUCUGGCCUGGGGCGUACCCGCCAUCCUGAGCGGCUUGUUCAGCGGCAAGGCCAGGUACUACCCGUUCCGCUAUGGCUGCUACUUCUCGAUCAACCCUCUGCUAUUCAUUCUGGCGGGAGUCAUGUAUGUUCCCAUGUCCACGCUCUUCGUCGUGUCUUACGUCAAGGUGAUGAUUUUCGUCCGGAAGUCCCGGAGGCAAAUCCAGGUCAGUGUGGAUGAACAAGCAACCAUUGACCGAGAACUAUCGGUGUACAGACCCGUACUCGUCAUCUUCUUCAUUUUCAUGGCCAUGUUCAUCAUUCCGGGCAUCUUCUACCAGAUGGCGCUAAGUUACGGCCAACCGUACAAGCCAGCCUUGGAUCUGGCGGGAAGUUUGGUGACGAGGAUGCGUCCUGUAUUUAACUUGAUGGCUGUUAUCGUGACCAGCACUAACUUUCGCAACGCCCUCUGGAACAACUUCCGGUUUCGAUGUAUUACAUAACGGCGAUCUGUGAGUGCCUUAUUGUGUUCAGUCAGUCCUCGGUUCAGCCAUCGGCCUUAAGGCUGGCAGGUCUAGCCCAGAGUGAGUUAUCGAAUGGCUAGGUGACGUCUUCUUCACUAACCCACUGCCCUGGUCACAGUCCACAUAGCUCAAGCUGUGUUUUCAGGAUAGCAUGCCAGAAACUGAAUUGGAUAUAAGGUCGGCAAUAAACUGAAAUGUUAAACAAUGUGGCUUACUGGAGAAGAAACCAUCUGCUAUCACAUAAUAUACUCCUUCCAGUUAGGAGCAAGAGCUAUUUUAUGUGCACUUUUAUCUGUCUAGGGUGUGUGUGUGUGUGUGUGUGUGUGUGUGUGUGUGUGUGUGUGUGUGUGUGUGUGUGUGUGUGGGCGCGCGCUCGUACUACCUAUUGUAUUUGAGGCAAGCGCCCUACCAAUGUGCUUCAUCCCUCUCCAAACUGUGUGAUGUCAAACAUUUUAAUUAGCUAGAUCCCGCCACUGAGAAGUAUUGUAUGACGUUUCAUAUAUA
Molecule: messenger RNA, 1533 nt
Organism: Gigantopelta aegis
Lineage: Eukaryota; Metazoa; Mollusca; Gastropoda; Neomphalida; Peltospiridae
Product: alpha-1B adrenergic receptor-like
Exons: 2
Coding region: 76-1008 (310 amino acids)
Biological process (GO): G protein-coupled receptor signaling pathway
Cellular component (GO): membrane
Molecular function (GO): G protein-coupled receptor activity
Source: RefSeq, a predicted model, not a curated record